Gordionus sp. m RMFG-2023 is the source of this 1065-nucleotide messenger RNA. Its product is annotated as PRELI domain-containing protein 1, mitochondrial-like. Lineage: Eukaryota; Metazoa; Nematomorpha; Gordioida; Chordodea; Parachordodidae. Bases 2 to 706 code for a protein of 234 amino acids. The record is from RefSeq and is a predicted model, not a curated record. Gene Ontology annotation, cellular component: mitochondrial intermembrane space. Gene Ontology annotation, molecular function: phosphatidic acid transfer activity. The transcript has 5 exons. Gene Ontology annotation, biological process: phospholipid transport.
UAUGGCAAAAUCAUGUUCCCAAACUUUUACAUUUUAUUAUCCAUGGGAAAAAGUAGCUUUUGCUAUAAAUAAUCGAUAUACAACAAAUUCUUACAGUUCCCAUGUAAUAUCUGAAGACGUCAUAUCUAAAGAAAUUAAAGAUAAUAAAUUAUAUAUUAAAAAAAUAAUUGUCAAAACUAGCAAAAUUCCUAAAUGGGCGGAAAAAAUCAUACCUGCUAGAUCUGUACCCAUACUUGAAGAAUGUAUCAUAGAUCCUUUAAAUAAAAUUUAUGUAUCAUCUAAGCAAAAUAUAAUGCAUCAAAAAUUUAUGAUGGCAAGAGAAUAUUGCACGUACACUCAAGAUAAUGUUAGUCCAAAUAUAACCAAUUGUGAGAAAAAAGCAUGGGUAGAUUCUAAAAUUUUUGGCUUUGCCACUGCUAUAAAAAGAUAUGGAAUCGAAAAAUACAAAUCUAAUUCCACAAAAGCAGAUAUUGGGCUAAACCUUGUCUUGGAAAAAUUCAAUCAAAUCGAUGUUGGCGGUAACAACUAUUCCUUCGACAGCCAAGGGAAGAAACAAAGUUGGCGCCAAAUUUUUAGCAAAAAAUAUUUGAGUCGCAAAUUACUCCACGCUAAAAAUCGAAUAAAUUAUGCACCGCAGCAGAAUUACAAAAAUCACGAUACCGUAAUUGAAAAGGCUUUGACUUAUAUACACACAAAUUUAUUUUAAAAAAUAUUUUAUAUAAAAAAUGAUAACUAUUUUUAUGGAUUUUUAAUUCCUAAAUUAAUCUUAGAUAUUUUUUGUAAAUCAUAUAUACCUUGUGUAGUAAAAUAUUAUGCAUAUUAAGAAGGUAAGGGGAACAGUUAAACUUGUAGAUUAUUUUUUACUAGUGUCAGAAGCAUUUAAACAAUUUAGUUGGCUCAGGUUAAAACGGAAUUUAGCAUGUAAUAUCUUUUAAAAUUUGAAACCAAAUAUAUCAUAUAUUCUUUUUUAGUUAGAAAAUUAUUUAUAUACAAGCCUUAAAAAAAAUGUAAUUUAAAAAAAUUCGACAUUUAUAUCGCAUCGGCUACCUGUACAUAUUCUCUCUU